AUGGAAUUUAUUGGUGUACCCGGGGUUUUUGGCACUCCUCACGAGAUUGGCCUAACCCACGGCCAUGCCGCCUCAAAACCAAUCGCAAGAUCCAUAGCCUUCUACACCUGGAUGUUCUCCACCACAGCAAAACUUAGCUGGCCUGAAGUCCGGAAUCUCGCCUCAGACUUCGAACCGGUAAUUCGGAAAAAAUGGCCCGAAUAUCUCGAAGAAAUGUCUGGCAUAGCAGAAGGCGCUGGCGUCGCACUUGAAGAUAUAAUCGCCAUAAAUGUCCGGACGAAAAUCACGUUUGGACUGUAUGAUGAGAGGGGGAGUGAUGGUUGUACUGCCUUGAGUUGGAAGACGGGAGGGGAGGGAGCUAUUGGGAGCUGGUUGGCACAGAAUUGGGAUUGGAAUCCAAGACAACAGGAGAAUUUGAUACAGCUCACAAUUGAGCAAGAGGGAAAGCCGACGAUUAAGAUGAUGACGGAAGCAGGGCUGAUCGGGAAAAUUGGAAUCAAUUCUGAAGGUGUCGGGGUUUGCUUGAAUGCGAUUAAAGCUCGGGGAAUGGAUCCGACUCGUUUACCUUGUCAUUUGGGGUUGAGGAUGGUUUUGGAAAGUCGGAGUCGGGAUGAGGCUGUGGCGAAAUUGGAGAAAUUUGGGAUCGCGAGUGCGUGUCACAUGCUCGUUGCCGAUGGGGAGAGUGGUGGGAUCGGAUUGGAAUGGAGUUCAGUGGAGGUUAGGAAGGUGGUGCAGAAUUCGAAAGGACAGGUCUUUCACUCGAAUCAUUGGCUGGAGAAGCAUGAGGGGGUAGGACAGGAUACGAACUGGUUGGAGGAUAGUGGCUACAGGGUUAAGAGGAUUGAGGAAUUGUGUGGACUAAUCAAAGAUCAGGAGGUGGGCAGGGACGUGUUGUUCGAGAAGGUUUUUAAGGAUGUUGGAAAUUGGCCUGGUGCGAUUUGUAGGAGUGCUGAAGGGAAGAGUAUGAGUGCGACUUUGUUCAAUAUCAUCAUGGAUUUGAAGGAGAAGAAGGCGUAUGUUAGUGUGGGUAGGCCGGUUGAGCCUUUGGGGGCGUUCACUUUGAGCUUUGAUUGA
Pseudocercospora fijiensis CIRAD86 is the source of this 1074-nucleotide messenger RNA. RefSeq lists its product as uncharacterized. The record is from RefSeq and is a predicted model, not a curated record. The transcript is spliced from 2 exons. Lineage: Eukaryota; Fungi; Ascomycota; Dothideomycetes; Mycosphaerellales; Mycosphaerellaceae. Bases 1 to 1074 code for a protein of 357 amino acids.